UUGAAGUAGAAGUAGACGAACUACUCAAGAAAUUUCAGAAAUGGCGGAUCGAAGGCAUGUUGCCUCUUCCUGGAUCUUCCACCUUUGAUCUUGAAGAAGAACUAGAAGAGCUACAUAAGAAACUUGAAAUAAUAAUAAUGGAAGGUUCUCUCCAUUCUCUCCCCACCACUGAUCUUAAGGAAAAGCUAGAGCAAGUAUUUGAGGAAAUUAGGAUGCUGAGAACGAAAGGUUGUUUUUCUGCCCUUAAACUUUCAACCACUGAUCUUGAGAAAAAACUAGCUGAACUAAGCAUGGAGCUUCACAGGCUCAGAAUGGAAGGUACUUUGCCUCCCCCUGAACUCUUUACUGCUGAUCUUGAAGAUGAACUAAAAGAACUUGACUAUCUUACUUGGAUACUUAAAGCAAGAGAGAAAGGUAGUUUACGUUCCAUUUAUGACACCAUUGAUACAGUAGAUAGACUACGCAAGGAACUUGAGAAAGUCAAGAUGGAAGCAUCAAAGAACGCCAUGUAUCCGACCAUUAGAUCAGGACUGGCGAAGUUUGAUGUCAGUUUACCCAAGGAACUCCAGAACUAUGUCAGCUACUUAUUAAAUGAGUCAGCCAAACUUCACUUCCGCAAACAAGUACUCCAACCACCUCGUGCCUUAGAGGAAUUACGAGAAGCAAUGGAUAAAGACGAAUUGAUAGCAUUCCUUACUAUUCACAUCAGAGAAGGUGCAUGGCAGGUGGUGCUGCUGUUUACGGAUGAGCUCCCCAGGGUUAAACUACCACGGGACUGGUGUGGUAUAAUUCAUAACGAGGACGAGGAGGUGUCUAAUGAAGUGAUAUACAGUUCGACUUCAGGCAUAUUGAAUGGGUGGCCGUAAACAGAGUACGACCCUGAUUUGAUAACACUGUGUAAAGCGAUCACCAACAGGGACUGGAAAGUAACCAGAUUAAUUCUCUCAAGGAGUCGGAUAUCUGAUGAAGGUUUGAAGAACUUGAGUACAGCGCUUCCUCAGAGUGAACUUUACAGCUUGACACUGAAUGGCAUUGGUUUACAAAGUCAAGGAUUAAAAUACCUGUGUGAAGCGCUGAUCAGUAGUGACUGCCAUUUAACCACUUUAAACGUCAGUGAGAAUAGGUGGGGAGACGAAGGAAUGGUAUACUUGUGUAACGCACUAACCAGCAUUGACUGUACAUUAACCAGCUUAAACGUCAGUGACAAUAGGUUAGGAGACGAAGGAAUCAUGCACUUGUGUAACGCGCUAACCAGCGUUAACUGCAGAUUAACAAGCUUAAACGCCAGUCACAUUCGGUGGGGAGACAACGGAAUUAAACACUUGUGUGAUGCACUUACCAGCAGUAACUGUGUGUUAACCAAAUUGAAAAUCAGUUUUAUUAGAUUAGGAGAUGGAGGAAUCAAAGAAUUGUCUGAAGUUUUAACCAACGGAUUCUGUACAUUAACAAGUUUAGACGUAAGCGGCAACGAAUUUGGAGAUGAAGGAAUCAAGCACCUGUGUAAGGCCUUGACUGAUACCAACUGCAAACUACGGAGCUUAGACUACCACGGAAAUUGGAAUGUAACUGAUGAAGGCAAAAAAUAUUUGUCUCAAAUGUUAACUGGUACUGAUUGGGAAGUUAGAGGAGCACAACUUUCCCGUUCAACUACAAAGUAGACCAAGUAACAAGUCAGAGUCACAGAGACCUGACAGGUUCCUCCUGUUACGUUUCGCUUGUCAUGAAAUAAAUUCCAUUUUUAUAAAUGACAACUUAGAGAUUACUGUUCAAGGUGCUUAAUUAGAUAACUGACCUUCUAGUCACUAUCACUUGUUGAACGGAGUAUUAAAAAUGACCAGCAGUGAGGCAGUCGAAACAUCGCGAUCAAGA
Messenger RNA from Pocillopora verrucosa, 1869 nucleotides. The record is from RefSeq and is a predicted model, not a curated record. NCBI's taxonomy places the organism in Eukaryota, Metazoa, Cnidaria, Anthozoa, Scleractinia, Pocilloporidae.